Messenger RNA from Sesamum indicum (sesame), 1081 nucleotides. RefSeq lists its product as uncharacterized. The record is from RefSeq and is a predicted model, not a curated record. Lineage: Eukaryota; Viridiplantae; Streptophyta; Magnoliopsida; Lamiales; Pedaliaceae.
GUUUACUUCUUUACUUUUCCAGAAGUUUCUUGGUUUCCUUGUUAUUUCAUUCAGGAGCUCCACUGCCGCUCGCAACUCUCUACAGUCUCCACCAAAAACUCUCACUCUCUUUCAAGAAUGGACAAGUUCUUUGGAGGGAAAGAUCCGUUCGACAACCCCUUUUUCACUCAGCCAUUUGGUGGCUUAUUUGGUGGGAAGAGCCCAUUUGACGAUCCUUUCUUUGCCCGGCCGUUUGAUGAUCAUUCUGCUUCUAGGAAGCAGAUUACCAUUGAGGAGUUGAACCCUGAUGAUGAUGGUGGCUAUGAUGCUCGGCAGAACAAUAUCCCAAGCAAAGAACUUUCUGUUAAGAAUUCAAGUGAAUAUCCAACUGGGGUUCAUAGCUUUAGCUUCCAGAGAGUCGCUUAUGGUGGUCUGGAUGGGGUAUACUACACCUCCUCUAUCGGGAGAAGAACUGGCGGUGAUGGGGUAUUCUUGAUGGAGAUGAAAGAAGAAGACAGGACAGUUGGUGAAUCACUAUAUACGAUUUCGAAAGGGAUUCAUGAUAAGGGGCACUCUGUUACAACCAAACAGUGUUCAGAUGGAAGAGUCGAUUCCUUGCAGACUUUACACAAUUUAAACGAAGAUGAGCUUCCGACUUUUGAAGAAAAUUGGAAAACCAGUGCCGACAAAGUGUUGCCUGGAUGGAACAGUGGCUUUAAUUUACUAGAGAAUGCAGUUCGUCAUAAUCAUGCAGGGGCUAACAACGCGUGGGACGAUUUUGCAAGUUGGAGCGGUUGGGGCGGAUGGCCUCUUCCGUCUCUGGAGUAUUUCGGGCAUGGCGGAGCACUACCUGAAGGUGAAACUGAGGGGCCGUCUUCUCGUGAGACCUCCCGGAAAAUCGUGCCUGUAGAGUAGUCUCUGCUGUUUGAGCUUCCUGCUAAAACACACUGGUAGUUAUGCCAUGGUACUGUGUAGGUAUUUUGUACUGUUGUAUGGCCUUUAGGUGAUCUGUCUCAUGGACAUGGUGGUUGUGUACCACUGGAAAAAUCCUGAAUGACAAGAAGACGUUGUGUUUGUUAAAAGUAUUUUGAAUAUUUGUUUA